Molecule: messenger RNA, 2021 nt
Organism: Acanthopagrus latus (yellowfin seabream)
Lineage: Eukaryota; Metazoa; Chordata; Actinopteri; Spariformes; Sparidae
Gene: ptgis
Product: prostaglandin I2 (prostacyclin) synthase
Exons: 10
Coding region: 393-1862 (489 amino acids)
Biological process (GO): prostaglandin biosynthetic process
Molecular function (GO): oxidoreductase activity, acting on paired donors, with incorporation or reduction of molecular oxygen; heme binding; monooxygenase activity
Source: RefSeq, a predicted model, not a curated record
CUUGAUGAUGUCACUGCUAUGAAAUGUUGUGCCAUGUGGCAUUUCCAUGAACCAUAUGAAGUGUAUGAGAAAGAUCUUUUUCAUGUACUCUCAUAAAUGUGUUACUACAUGUGAACUUGGCUCUACAUAUAAUAGAUAGUUAAGUGGUGUUUUCAUGUUUUAAAUAAUUGUAGUUUGUGUGAGAGACUCAGGAUGUGGAGGUUUUUGUGCGGUCUCACUCUGUCUACUGUACAGUAUUGUGUAACACUUUGUGUCGCAAGCCACGCCUUUUGACCACCCCUCCUAGCGAACAGUAGUUACAGCUGAGCCUGGCUCAAACAUAUAAGAGAGUUGCCAGCAGCUAUGGAGUAAAUUAUCUGCAGGACAGGACAAGUAUCAGACUUGACAGAAACAUGUUAUGGACAAUAUUCUUAUUAUUUAACGGACUGCUGAUACUGGUUCUUCUCUACACCACUCGCACGAGACAGAAAAAUGAGCCACCUCUGGACAAAGGCUUGCUGCCGUGGUUGGGGCACGCUCUUGAGUUCGGUAAAGAUGCCGCAAAGUUUUUGGCCCGGAUGAAAGAAAAGCAUGGGGAUAUCUUCACAGUCCGUGUUGCUGGUAGUUACGUGACCGUGCUGUUGGAAGCCAACUCUUUCGACGCCGUGCUGAGUGACACCAUCUUCUUGGACUUCACCCGCAGCAAAAACCAGCUCCUGAAAAGAAUCUUCAGUCUGCAGCCGCCAAGCAUCAAACCUGCAGCAGAGAGGAAAUGGAUGGAACAGCAUUUUCAAGGUGUCAGUCUCUCCAGACUCAACAGCUCCAUGACAGCUCACCUUCAGCACCUGCUGCUGAGUGACCACAAAGGCUGCAGCCCUUCAGAGUGGAGACGGGAUGGACUCUUCAGUCUUUGUUACAGCCUUCUUUUCAGGGCUGGGUAUCUAACGUUGUUUGAGAGGGGAGACAACACUGCGGCAGUCUACACAGAGUUUCGCAAGUUUGACGGUCUUCUUACCAAACUGGCCCGCGGCACAAUCAAACGAGGGGAAAGUAAAAUAGCCAACUCAUCCCGGGAGCGGCUGUGGGAGCUGCUGUCCCCAGACAGGCUGAGCGGAGGGUCAGAGUCCCAGUCAUGGCAGCAGAGCUACCGACGCUUCCUGCAGGAGGAGGGAGUCGAUGAAGAGAUGCAAAAAAGAGCGCUACUCUUGCAGCUGUGGACCACACAGUGUAAUGCUGGACCUGCUGCCUUUUGGCUCCUCGGCUUCCUGCUCACUCACCCUGAGGCCAUGGAGGCUCUUAAAUCAGAGAUCAGAGGCCUUCCUCUCCAGGCCACUUCCCUACAGCAUCCCCACAUCAACCCAGUGGAAGCCCACUGCACACCUGUUUUUGAUAGCAUUCUGAGUGAGACCCUACGGCUCACCGCUGCCGUAAUUAUCAGCAGAGAGGUUUUGCAGGACAAAAUCCUGCGCAUGGCCAGUGGACGGGAGUAUCGCCUCAGACGUGGGGACAAAGUGUGUUUGUUCCCCUUCCUCAGCCCUCAAAUGGACCCGGAGAUACACCAAGAACCACAGGAUUUCAAGUAUGAUCGCUUCUUAAAUGACGAUAUGACACUGAAGGAUAAAUUCUACAAGGAUGGAAAGAGGCUGAGGUAUCACACCCUGCCCUGGGGUGCAGGCAGAAACAUGUGCGUCGGGAAAGAGUUUGCUGUUACAGCCAUUAAACAAUUUGUGUUCCUGCUCUUGACCCACCUCGAUCUGGAGAUGUGCGACCCCGAGGCCAAACUGCCGCCAGUCAAUCCCAGCCGCUACGGCUUCGGGAUGCUCCAGCCCGACGGAGAUCUGCAGGUCAGAUACCGACUGAAGAGGACGCGGCCUGAAAUGUGACUUGACAAUAUGAUUAACUGUAAAUACUGUUGAUUGAUCACCCUUUUUUUGUUGCACUGUUGUAUGCACUAUUUAUUCUAAUCAUAUUUACAAUCAUUUAUUUUUCAUAUUUAAAUCUGUUUGUUAAAAUUUUCAAUUAAAAGAAAAAAAGACAGAGUA